Molecule: messenger RNA, 744 nt
Organism: Olea europaea var. sylvestris
Lineage: Eukaryota; Viridiplantae; Streptophyta; Magnoliopsida; Lamiales; Oleaceae
Product: flowering-promoting factor 1-like protein 3
Exons: 1
Coding region: 115-435 (106 amino acids)
Biological process (GO): regulation of flower development
Source: RefSeq, a predicted model, not a curated record
ACCCCCAUACCCUAUUGCAAACUAUACCCAAGUUUUUGAAGUCCUAUAUAAACUGUCGCAUCCCCCAUGUUGUCCUAAGACAAAACCUCCACUAAAUCUUGAGCUGCAUUGAAAAUGGCUGGUGUAUGGGUGUUCAAGGAUGGCGUCUACCGACUCGAGAACCCCGGUGAUGGCCAGGGCUCAAAUGCUCGCCGGAAAGUGUUGGUGCACACGCGGAGUAACGAUGUCAUCAAUUCUUACGAUGUUCUUGCAGAGAAAUUAUCAUCCCUUGGUUGGGAGAGGUAUUAUGAUGAUCCUGAUCUUCUUCAGUUUCAUAGGAGAUCUACAACUCAUCUCAUUUCUCUCCCUAGAGACUUCAACAGGUUUAAGUCCAUGCACAUGUAUGACAUCGUCGUAAAGACUCGCAGUGAAUUUGAAGUUAGAGACGAGCAAUAAUCCGACUUUAAUCCUUUCACGUGUUUAGUAAAUUGGACUGGGUAUUAUGGAAGUGAUGAAGGAAAGAGACACGUUCAAUAUUAUCCAAUACUAUAUCCCAAACUCGCAUUUAGGAUAUCUAUGCUUUCCCUUGUUUAGUGAUUUUUUUUUCGUUUUUCACUUCUUUCCUUCAAACUUCAGUUCUUGUCUGAAUUGAGUGUCUUUCUAGUCGUCUCAUAUGUAGUAUGCUUUAAGGGUCGUUUGGCAUUUGAGUCCUGUAAAAUGUGUACAAAUUAUUCUGUAAUGUAAAUUGCUUGUGUUUGUACGUUC